CGGGUUUUUCUAGCUCUUCGACCCUCUAAAAAACAACAAAUUCUGUUCGGCGCUGCUACCAAACGAGGAGCUACAAUCAAACUCGGUUGCCCUGUGGUUGCUAUUGAAGAGAAUGAAAAGAGAAUUACAGUCAUGGUGAAGGGUGGUGAGAGAGUAGAAGCUGAUAUGGUUGUAGGAGCCGAUGGUAGGUGAACGAUUUCUUGGGAUUAGAUUCACUUCGUCAGAUGUUGGUGAAAGGCUGACUUACCCAAAAUUUCAGGUCUAAAGUCCAUUGUUAGACGAAGUAUAGUUUCUGACAAAGAAUGUGUCCGCGAUAGUGGAAUGGACAUAACCCGACUUCUUAUUCCUGAGUCCACCGUGAGAUCAAUCCCAGAAACUUCCAUCUUCAUGGACCAAAUAGGCCUAUGGUGCGGCCCUUUUACUACAAUCGCUGUAAUGCCGGUUCUUAGAGGUGCUAUACACUCCUAUGAAUAAUAUGUGUUGGUAUGCUUACUUCAGCGUAGGGGAUGAAUGGCUCCUGAGUCUUGAUUGCUGCCACGUGAGAGAUGAGAAUUCUUCGGAAUCAAGUGAACGAGAGCAAAAUAUUGAGCAGUUUAGAGGAUACUAUAAGGAGUUUAUUCCAGGAAUUCAAAAGCUUCUUUCGUACGCAAGUACAGGUCAGGUUUGGCGAUUGAAGGAGUCGAUGCCGAAUUCCUGGGUAAGCCAGCAUGGCAGGGUGAUCUUGAUUGGAGACGCAUCACAUGCAAUUCUCCCAUGGCUUGGCCAGGUAAGCAAUAUAAGCAUCUGGUCUAUUCAGGCUAAAGAAGCUCACAAGUAAAUGUUUCAGGGAGGCGCUUUGGCACUCGAGGAUGCGGUAACAUUGGCAGAAUGCCUAGAAAGAGCCGAGCUCUUCGGUAUUCCAAAAGUCCUAAAAGCGUUUCAGACAAUUCGAGAGCCGCGAUGUAGGCUAAUUCAGGAAUGGGCUGCUGCCAAAGAUAAACGUGCCACAUUACCGGAUGGACCAGAACAGCUUGAACGCGACAAGAACUUGAAGCUGUUCAAUCCUUGGGUAAAGGCCAGGCCAGCAAGUCUAGUCGAAAGCGAGCAUCUUCCCGAGUUCGAAACCCAGAUUGGAUGGGCGGAUAUAAUGCUAUAG
This is a messenger RNA of Hymenoscyphus albidus, 1135 nucleotides long. Lineage: Eukaryota; Fungi; Ascomycota; Leotiomycetes; Helotiales; Helotiaceae. The record is from the annotation of a GenBank genome assembly.